CCAACACCGCACUCACACACAGGGUAAAAGUUUGCAGUGUGGAGCUCGGAAGUGACGACGCUGCUGGAUUUCACGCGUUUAAAAGUUGACUUCUGUGAGCACAGACUAACAACAGCGUGCUACCAUUGGACCGAUGAACCCAUCAUAUCGGAACCGAAAGCCUCUCAAUGGACAAGAAAAAAAAGGGGAAGUCGCCGCAAGUGAAGUGCAGUGAUUGAGCGCCGUUUCAAACGCGAACGUUAUGUGAGGAGCAGAUUUUAGAUAUGAACGCGCACAUUUUCAUUGCGCCUCGAAUCUUCCUCGCUUUGGGUUCGCUUCUGCGUGUUCGGGGAUGUGUGCGAGCGCGAUUGAUAAGGUUCUGCUGCUGUUCCCGUUGCUUGUCGUCUGCGCCCUGGGACUUGGCUCCGAGCUGAGGGUUCGGGUCCGGCUCACCGACGGACUGGUGACCGAAGAGGUCUUGGAGGCGGACAGCGAGAAAGACUCCAUAUCGGUGGAGUUCAAGCAAGGAGACGGCACCCUCAUCACCUUUAUGGUCGACUUCAAACAGGAAUUGAAGAUAUUCCGAUCGCUAAUCCUGGGCGAGCUAGAAAGAGGAGAGAACCAGUACCAGGCGCUGUGCUUCAUCUCCCGUCUCGGCCGCAAUGAGAUCAUCCCCAGCGAGUCCAUGGCCCGCCUCAGACAGAAAAACCCGCAUGCCAUUCGCUUGGCAGAGGAGCGUCGCGGCCUGGAGCAGCUGACCAUGAGCGCAUCUGUCAAUGGGAGCCGGGCCUGGCAGCUGAGCGGCCACAUCCACAACAUGUGCAAAGAGGCCCGCGAGGCCAUCUACACCACGGAGGCCGACGUCAAGCACUGGCUGGACAAAGGUGUGGAUGGCUCCAUGUUUGAGGCGCUGCCCCAUACGUCCGAGGUGCCCCAAUUCCAGACGUGUCACGCCACCAAGGACCUGUGGCAGCCGUGCUUGUGCUCGUACGGCCUGCGCCUAGAGUGGUACCCGUGCCUGCUCAAGUACUGCCGGAGCCGCGACACCAUGGGCAAGGGCUCCACCUACAAGUGUGGCAUCAAGAGCUGCAGCAAGGGCUACCACUUUACGUACUACGUCUCUCAAAAACAGCUAUGCCUCUGGGACGAAGAGACCUAGUUCGAUAUGUCUAUUCACAGCAACCCUGGGCCGCAUUUUAUAUGAUAAUGAGUGAAACUGGAUCAGUUGGAGCUGUGGCGAGUUCCAGAUGUUCAUGCUGGGAAGAGGCCUUUUUUUUUUUUUUUGGAAGGAGAAGGGUGGAAAAAAAAAAUCACUCAGCGCUAGUCAUUUUUGCCUUCAAUUUGAAGGGAGACUAUUGUCGCCAUGGAUGACAAACCAGCCAAAAAAGAACAGAACCGAAGGAAAAUUUGGAUGGUGAUGUGCCUUCAUCGAAGUCUGUGAAAAAAACACUUCUCAGCAGUCAUGGUCAGGGUUUCCCAAACUGUGGUUUUGGGAUGGAUGUUUGCGGGGGAGGGUUAAUCACAAACAUGACAAACGAUUAAGGUUUGUUGGAAUAAGUUAAUGUUUGUUAUGUUCGUAACCGUUAAUUUAUCUAUAAUUUGUGAUGCUAUGUCGAUACGUUUUUUUUGGGGAGGGGUAUGGGGACCACUUCCCAAUGCUGGAUUAUUUAUUUUGCUCACAUAUGGACAUUCCUGAACUGCUUUUUUUUUCUUUUUUUUUUAUCUCAAUGAUGUCAUUUUUGCUCCUCUUCCGCCUCAAAGCAAGCUCUUAAUCAACCCAAGAUCCUUAAACAACAAGUAUUCAAACUCAUCCUGGAACGCCUCCGUUUGUGCAUCUUUUUUGUUUCCAAUCUUUUAAUAGGACAGCCUUCGGUUGACCACUUGAACCCAUCAUCAUGGAGUUCAUGCCUCCGCCUGAUUCCAAGUGUGUGGCAAAAUGUGCCAAAGUCAAACGAAAGGUUGUCCAAAAGAAGGGUGUAAUGUUUCUGUGGGUGAAAAGAGUCUCUAUUCAGGACGACUGUUUGCAAUGAACUUUGACACUCACACGCUCAUUAACUGCAAUGUGGCCUUAGAAGUACCUAUACUGCCACCAUAUGGCCAUUUUUAACACGCUCAUAUUCACUUCGUCUCUUAACAGUGAACCAACUCAAAUCUGUGCUCACUAAGAAUGUAUUCUUCAAAGAGAACUUAGUAAACUUGUGGGACCAAAACAGACAAACAUUUGGACUGGUGGCCUUUUUCCUGUGAGCAUCUGCCUUAAUAUUUCUGCCUUUGCCAUGUGUGUGUAGGUCAGGGGUGGGCAACGUAUUGUGAGCACAUUUGAGAAGACCACCAUGCAACUUUAAAAUAAAACAGGAAGCCAGAAACAUUUAACACACAACAGUAUACUGUACCUCUGUAUCAGAAUUCUAAUCCAUCCAAUGUAGCUGAAGUUGUAAAAUGUAUUUUUCCCCAGUGAAAGAGUUUUUUUAUAGAACAUGGAUAUGCGAUAUGAGGAGGAAAUGCAGCAGUUAACUAGUGUGCCAUUAAAGAAUUGCGUUUUACAAGGA
Hippocampus comes (tiger tail seahorse) is the source of this 2528-nucleotide messenger RNA. RefSeq names its product OAF homolog a (Drosophila) (gene oafa). The coding region runs from base 332 to 1138 and encodes 268 amino acids. The record is from RefSeq and is a predicted model, not a curated record. The transcript is spliced from 4 exons. NCBI's taxonomy places the organism in Eukaryota, Metazoa, Chordata, Actinopteri, Syngnathiformes, Syngnathidae.